AGCUCUCUAUAUUUGGUGGGUGGUAUGUAAUAUGUUCUUGGCUUCAUAACCCUCUACAGAUGGAGAGCACCGACUCGUCGUCCGGCUCGCAGCCGCCGCCGCAUCCAAACCUGCCGCCGGGAUUUCGCUUCCACCCCACGGAUGAGGAGCUAGUCGUUCAUUACCUCAAGAAAAAGGUUUCCUCGGCGCCCCUCCCAGUUGCCAUCAUCGCCGAGGUCGACCUCUACAAAUUCGAUCCAUGGCAGCUCCCGGAAAAGGCAACGUUCGGAGAUCAAGAGUGGUAUUUUUUCAGUCCAAGAGACCGGAAGUACCCGAACGGAGCACGGCCUAAUAGAGCAGCAACUUCAGGGUAUUGGAAGGCGACCGGAACUGAUAAGCCAGUUUUGAGUACUACUGAUGAGGGAGGUGGGGGUACUCGGAAAGUUGGGGUGAAAAAAGCACUUGUUUUCUACAGAGGAAAGCCCCCAAAAGGAAUCAAAACCAAUUGGAUCAUGCAUGAGUAUAGACUUGCUGAUAACAACACAAGUAACAAGCCACCUGGGUGUCAUGACUUGGGUAACAAGAAGAACUCCUUAAGGCUUGAUGAUUGGGUGCUCUGUCGAAUUUACAAAAAGAACAACUCCCAUAGACCGAUGGAUCAGGAGGACCCCAUGGACGAGAUGAUGGGAUCGUCGUUCCCGCUGUCAAAGCUGCACCACCUUCCCCCGAAAUCGACGACAUCAACCUAUGGCCAAUUCAUGGACAACGACCACAAUUUCUUCGAUGGGAUGGUUGGCAACGAAGGGCUCAAUAGUCCUGCUUCUUUUCUUUCGAACCCGGCUUUGUCGAACAGCUCUCUUCCUCUAAAACGACGACUCCCGAAUCUGUACUGGAAUGAUCAGGAGGACGAAGCUGGGCCUUCAAGGAGACUACAGCUGGACAGCAGUAACAGCUUCGGAAAUGGUUCUAUUGCCACUCUGCUUUCUCAGCUUCCUCAGACGCCUCCUCCAUUGCACGAGCAGCCAAUGCUGGCGUCACAGCUCGGUGGUGAUGGUCUGUUUCGUAGUACGCAGUAUCCACUUCCGGGGAUGAAUUGGUAUUCUUAAUCCAAUUUUGUGUUAGCUGGUUGGCACAUAUGUUCCGUAUGAUGAUGCAUAUGUUAUAAGCUUACUCUUGUUGCGCAAGUAGUAGCUGAAUAGAUUGGGAGUAGUAAUGGGUAUUUGAGAUAUUUUGAUUGCUUGCAACUGAGUUCAAGAGCUCAUCAAGUUCAAUCGAGAUGGCCAGUAAAACUUCAGGUGUGGCCAUAGAAAUAUAUAUAAUGGUAUACAUCAAUGUGUUAGCUAGUUUUUAGGCAAAAAGGAUUGUAGUGAAAAUAAAACAGAUUUAUACUAUAUUUUCUGUAGAUUAAUUUGUAGCUCUCUGUUUGUAUAUUACAGUUAUAUUUUGAUUAUUUUCUAAUCAACGAGGACAAACUUAUUAUUGUA
Argentina anserina (silverweed cinquefoil) is the source of this 1463-nucleotide messenger RNA. Its product is annotated as NAC transcription factor 56. Gene Ontology annotation, molecular function: DNA binding. Gene Ontology annotation, biological process: regulation of DNA-templated transcription; system development. The transcript is spliced from 3 exons. Bases 60 to 1085 code for a protein of 341 amino acids. Lineage: Eukaryota; Viridiplantae; Streptophyta; Magnoliopsida; Rosales; Rosaceae. The record is from RefSeq and is a predicted model, not a curated record.